Falco peregrinus (peregrine falcon) is the source of this 7522-nucleotide messenger RNA. RefSeq names its product histone deacetylase 7 (gene HDAC7). The record is from RefSeq and is a predicted model, not a curated record. The transcript is spliced from 26 exons. Bases 680 to 3640 code for a protein of 986 amino acids. NCBI's taxonomy places the organism in Eukaryota, Metazoa, Chordata, Aves, Falconiformes, Falconidae. Gene Ontology annotation, molecular function: histone deacetylase activity. Gene Ontology annotation, cellular component: histone deacetylase complex. Gene Ontology annotation, biological process: chromatin organization; negative regulation of transcription by RNA polymerase II.
CCCGCCCGGUUCCGGGGCGGUGGCGGCGGGGCAGGUGGAGUAGAGCCGGCAACGGAGCCCCGUGCCCGCCGCCCAGCCCAUGGAGCCCCGCGCCUCGCCGCCCUGCGCGGCCCGGCCGGGGGCCGCCCCCCGCUCCGCCGCCGCCUGAGCCCGCGGACGCGCCGGCCUCGCCUUUGUACCCGCCGCAGGCCUCAGCCCGGCCCAGCCCAAGCAGACGGUCAAAGGAGCACAGUCUGGAAGGAUGGGGAGGAUGGGCCCCACUCUCUGAGGGCCCGGAUGCAAUGCCUCUGACCAGAUGUUUGCAGAGGAUUUCAGCCUGGAAAUCACAGCCUUUCUCAGGAGAUCUCCAGUGCUUCCUGGUUUGCAGUGAGAAUCAGAGGAUUUCAGCACUUCCUACUCAGCUGCCUGAUGUGAGCAGGAAGUGGGAGCAUGAAAAUGGCAGCAAAAGUGCUUGCAGUGAGGCUGGAAGCUCAGCAGGCAUAAGUGCAUGGGACGAUAAUGAAGUUAGAUCUGUCCUGAACAUGCUUCUAAACCUUUUGGACGUGUCAUUUGGCAACAGACAAGUCACAAUGUUAGAGCUGCUCUGUGCAAGUGUGUAUCUCAUCCUGGAACAGCAUAGCAGGAGGAUGGAGCUGCUGUGAACCCCUGCACCUCCCCACGGGUGCCCCAGACCGCUCCCAUGGACCUGCGGAUUGGGCAGCGUGUGGUCAAGCCUGGCUCUGACACCACCUUGCUGGCCCUGAAGCACACGCAGCAGCUGCAGCACCAGCUCUUCCUCGCCAGUCUGCACCAGCAGCAAGUGGAGCAGCUCACCCACCAGCACGUGAGGGUGACCAUGGAGUCCCCGCACCGUGAAGCUGAGCCUGGGCAACAGGAGCAGGAACUACGGCAGAUCCUCAACAAGGACAAGAGCAAGCGAAGUGCUGUGGCCAGCACAGUGGUCAAGCAGAAGCUGGCUGAGGUCAUUCUGAAGAAACAGCAAGCAGCUUUGGAGAGGACCAGCAACCCCACCCCUUCAGCCAUGCCGUACAGGUCUUUGGAGCCUCUGGAUCCUGAAGGCCCUUCCCCUCCUGUGCUCAGCACCUUCCUGUCCCCUGUCCCUAGCACUUCUCUUGACCCCCCAGAGCAUUUUCCUCUGCGGAAGACAGCAUCUGAGCCCAACCUGAAGGUGCGUUGCAAGCCCAGGAAGUGCCUUGACCGACGCAAGAACCCCCUGAUGCGGAAGGAGAGUGCUCCCCCCUCACUGAAGAGGCGGCCACCUGAAGCGAUUGACUCCUCCCCAAGCAGUAGCAGCACCCCAGUGUCUGGCUGCAGCUCUCCCAAUGACAGUCUCCCCGCUGAGCAUGGAGCCCUCCCUGCUGCCUCCAGCAUGGCCCACGAGACACCCCUGGCCCAGCGCCUGAUGAUGCAGGAGAGCUCACUGGCCCAGUUUGCCCUGCAGAGUGCAACCUCCCUUCCGGCUAUCACGCUGGGAUUGCCGGCUACCACUAGCACCAGGGGAGAGUCAGAUCUCCGCCCCCUCUCCAGCUUGGCACACCGGGUGCCUGUGCUGAACGGACCUGUCCUCACGGGCACACACUCACCCAUGUUAAUACCAGCUGGCUUGGAGCAGCAUGAAGCUGCGAGCCCCUUAUCCCCUCGGCUCCAGCCCGUCAUCAUCCUUGAGCCCUCGGUCACCCACACUCCACUGGUGGCAGUGCCAGGUCUGGGAACAGUCCCCUUCUCCUUCACCCCCUCGCUCAUCUCUGCAGAGCGUCUGUCGCUCCCAGGCCACCAUAAACCGCUGGGCAGGACCCGCUCAGAGCCCCUGCCCCAGAACCCCAAGGCCAUCCAGCAGCAACUGGUGUACCAGCAGCAUCACACCCAGUUCCUGGAGAGACUCAAGCAGCAGACACAUCUGGGCAAGCGCAUGGCUAAAUCCAGUGAGAAGCCCCGUCUACGGCAGAUACCCUCUUCUGAGGACAUGGAGGCGGAGGGGACACUCCCAGAGGCUGGGGCUGAGAGUAGUGACCCGGCAAGGGCACAUGUGGAGCCCACACGACCAGGGAGCAUCAUAAAGGAGCCCGAGAGGAUGCCAAAGAUGAUGCAACCUCAAGAGGAGCUUGUCCUACAGCAGGCCUAUCUCUGGGAUUCCUACCAGCGCGUGCAGCAGCAGCUCCUCAAGCGGCAGCCCUUGGCCGAGUCUCCCGUUGUCCCCACGAUCCAUGCAGCGCACAGGCCCCUCUCCAGGGCCCAGUCAUCUCCUGCCACCGCAACUGUCUCCCUUCCUGCCCAGGACACAGCCUCCAAGACACUCUCCCUGCCUGUGCAGGAGCAGCCAGCCAAGCCACAUUUCAUAACAGGGCUGGUUUAUGACUCUGUGAUGCUCAAACACCAGUGCUCCUGUGGUGACAACAGCAACCACCCAGAGCAUGCAGGCAGGAUCCAGAGCAUCUGGUCCCGUCUGCAGGAGAGAGGCCUGCGCAGCCAGUGUGAGUGUCUGCGGGGACGCAAAGCCACCCUGGAAGAGCUGCAGUGUGUCCAUACCGAGCGCCAUGUCUUCCUCUACGGCACUAACCCCCUCAACCGCCUGAAACUGGACAACGGGAAGCUGGCAGGGAUCCUGUCGCAGCGGAUGUUUGUCAUGCUGCCCUGCGGAGGGGUGGGGGUGGACAGUGAUACCAUCUGGAACGAGCUGCAUUCCUCCAACGCUGCCCGUUGGGCUGCAGGCAGUGUCACUGAGCUGGCCUUCAGGGUGGCCACCAGGGAGCUGAAGAAUGGCUUUGCUGUGGUGCGGCCACCUGGACAUCAUGCGGAUCCUUCCACUGCCAUGGGAUUCUGUUUCUUUAACUCGGUGGCCAUUGCUGCAAGGCAGCUGCAGCAGAAAGGGAAACUCAGCAAGAUCCUCAUUGUGGACUGGGAUGUUCACCACGGCAAUGGGACUCAGCAAAUCUUCUACAGGGACCCUGAUGUUCUCUACAUCUCUUUGCAUCGUCAUGAUGAUGGCAACUUCUUCCCCGGUAGCGGGGCUGCUGAUGAGGUUGGUGCUGGCCCCGGUGAGGGAUUUAAUGUCAACGUAGCCUGGACUGGAGGGCUUGACCCGCCGAUGGGUGACCCUGAGUAUCUGGCUGCUUUCAGGACAGUAGUGAUGCCAAUCGCACACGAAUUCUCCCCUGAUGUGGUGCUGGUGUCAGCUGGCUUCGAUGCAGCGGAUGGCCAUCCACCACCCCUGGGCGGCUAUAAAGUCUCUGCUAAAUGCUUCGGCUACAUGACAAAGCAGCUGAUGAGCCUGGCUGGUGGAGCCAUUGUCCUUGCACUAGAAGGUGGCCAUGACCUUACGGCCAUCUGUGAUGCAUCCGAGGCCUGUGUGUCAGCCUUGCUGGGCAACGAGCUGGACCCUCUCCCAGAAGAAAGCAUGAGGCAGAAACCAAACCCCAACGCAGUGCGCUCCUUGGAAACAGUGAUCCAGGUCCAGAGUAAAUACUGGGUGGCUGUGCAGCGCUUUGCCUCCAAGCUGGGCUGCUCCUUCCUGGAGGCGCAGCACCACGAGGCAGAAGAGGUGGAGACAGUCACAGCCUUGGCCUCCCUCUCGGUGGCUGUGAUGGUGGAGAAGAGGCCGCAAGACGAGCUGAUGGAGGAAGAGGAGCCCAUGAACCAGUGAUGAGCAGUGAUAUUCUCUGCUCCUCUACUUCCAGGAUGUGGCUGGACUCUCCUGAGCCCAGUGGUCGCUCUUCACUCCUGGCUUCCCAUUUGCCACGUGAUCCUCACUCCUCAAGUCAUGGUCCUGAAACAGCCUGGACCUUUGGCUGCCACCUCUGCAGGUGUCCCAGAAAGGAUGCUCCUGCAGCUACCUGGAGGAUGUCCUCCUCCUCGGGACUGAUGGAAAAAAGACUAACUCCCUCUGCAUGGCAUGGCCUUGCAAACCUAGACCGUGCCUGCAGUCAGUUCCCAACAUUCAGGACGUGAAACCCCUCCAGGGGUGUGCAUGAGAGGCCUCCAGCCCUCUGGCUGCAGUGGCAGCCAGAUACAGACCUGCCCUUCUCCUGGGAUCUUCCUCACCCUUGGGGAGGGGGGUGGGUGUUGGGACGGAUGUUGUGGCUGUGCUUCGGGUGGUUAGAACCACCCCCGGGACUGCACCCAGAGCUCCUUUCUGGCCAGGCAGCAAUGCCUUUGAGAAAGCAGCCCUGUGUUUUGCUCGGGAGGGACAGGCUCCCUGUGUCUUCCCACAAAGGCUUCCUGGCUCCCCUUCCUCUGGUGGGGCAUGAGGCAGGAGCAAGUGUGACAGUGACGUGGGGUAUGAGCAAGUUCUGCACGAGAAGGGUUUGGACAGCUGUAGAUGAUGCGCCGAUGCCCUGCAGCUGGGGAAGAGCAAGGGCUGGAGUGUCUGCAGUGCCCAGGGUUGCACCUGUGGGUCAUCCUAACCACUAACUAGACCGUGAACCCUCUGGUGCUGGGGCUCUGAUUUGCACUAUAUACAAUUGAUGUGUGCUAAUGUGAACCGUAUGUAUUCUUAUUUCCAUGGGAAUUUUGAGAACAAACAGCUCUUCAUGUGGACAUUACCAAGGUGCCUUGAGCCCUUUCAGCAACGCGCUGACCUGAGGAUCUGUAUCAAUGUAGACCCCUGUAAUCCCUGAAGCAGGGGCAGCCCAAGCUGUCUUCCAGUCACCACCCUGCGCCCACCCUGCAGUUACACCCCCAGCACCCCAAUGGGCUCCUCCAGCUGAGAUCCUGUGGGGCUGGGGUGACAGGGGCAGGGGCAGGCCCCCCAAAAUGAAGUGUCCACCUAGAUUUGCCUUCUUCCCAUCUCAUACUGCAACAGGGCAUCAUGUGCCUCCUCACUCUGAGAGGUAGGUAGGUCCCCUCUCAGGCAUCGUGGUGCUGGGCUGCAGCAGAGUCUGGGGACAGCUGGGCUGAGGUGGUGGGGGUGGAUGGGACAUUGAUACCUGUCUGAGCUCAGGAGGCAGCUAGAUCCAUCUGCAGACACAGGGAGGAGAUUUUGUAAAGAAAAAAACCCAAACAAACCAAAAAAUAACAAAAAGAAAGGGGGCCGGGGGGAAUAUAUUGGAAGAAUAAAACAUUUCUGUGUCUCAAACUGCCCAGAGCUGGGGUCCAGCAGCACUGGCCAGUGACACAGAGACUGAGGAAGGUGUGAAUUCCAUCACGGCUGGGUGACAAGCAGAGAUGCCACUGCCCAUGCACCCCGACAGCUGCCUCCUUGCUGCUGGCGCUCUGGUACCUGCGCUCGCCCUGCAAGGUGGUCCUGUGAUGGGCAACUUCUGGCUGGACGGGAGGGAGGGCAUCACAUUGCAGUAGGACAGCUUGGGCAGGAAGGGGUUAAAAAGCGCCUGCCCCCCCUCCCCUCCAACCCUCUGUCUUCUCCAGAGCCUAGUGUUUGUAGAUACUGGCCCUCCAUUCUGUGGAUUCUCCUGCCAAGGUUGGGUGGUGGGAAGGACCUGCUGCUUCUCCAGCCUCUGGGCACUUGAGCAUUACUGGUGUCCCGCCCAGUGCCAGCCACUGUGGCCUCUUCCCUCUGCUCCUUCCCAUCAGCCGAACUGGGCACCCUGCUGCGGCUCCUCCAGUGCCACCAUCUCUCCACCGGUCAGCCUCAGUGCCACUUCCCUGCUCAGUCCCAAUGUCACCCUCAUUUCUCACAGUGGAUCCCAGCUGGACUCAUGCUGGACCCCAGGAGCAGUCCUGAUGUGGCAUGGCCCACAGCUGCUCCUCACCGCCAAGAAAGCCCAAAGGUCAACAUUGAAUGAGGAUUUAUGCUCCAGUUUCCUCCAGGAGAAAACCGUGGGUGGAACUGGGUGAGCUCAGCUGUGGAAGCUGUUGCAGAGGGACAUGCCCCAAGCAAACAGCCUCUUUCCUCACUUCUUCUUUAGUACUUAACAUUUUCAGAUUUCCCCUGGGUCUAUCAGGGCAAGAACCCAAAGGAAGAAAAGCGGUGAUUAAAUAAGCUCAUGAAUUCAAGGGCUGACCCUUCCCAGCCUCCAGCCUGACAGAUCUGUCUAGGAGCACCCAGCAGGACCUUCAUGAGUGUUACCUGGCCAGGGCUGGGUUGGAUGGCCAAGAAGUCAUUCAUUUUUUGCACCCGGCAUGGUAGGUCACCCCAAACCAGAUCCAAAACUGAGUAGCCCCUCUGCCUUCGCUCCCCUGUUGUGUCACCACAGCAGCAGCUGAUGUGUCAAACAGCUCACGGAAAGUGCCGGCCCCGUCUGCCAACUGGGGACUUGUGGUUUCAACCCCAAAGAUGGGGCCAAACAACAUGGCAGUAAGGGCGUGUUUGUGCGAGCACAUUUUUUUCUAGCAGAGUCAUGUGCUUCCUUGCAAGGGUCCACUCUCCCCAUGGGGUAGCACCUCCUUAUCCCCAGGUCCCCCCCUAGAUGCCCCUUUCAGUGGUGUCCACUGAGCAUGGAGGCUGGAGGAGGUGGUGGGGUUCCAUGGGUAGAGUUCCAUGGUGAUGCUGAAGACCAGGUAUGGGUGGGUGCAUCACUGCCUGGGUGCUCCCACUACUUCUUGGUUAGGGUGGAUGAACUCACUGAGUUCCCAUCUGCCUGAUUUUAACAGCUGAACAUCAGGCAGAGGAGUCCUACCAUGAAGCUGAUGGUGGACAUCUCCAGUUCCAGGGAGGAGCCGUCCCUGUUGCCGUGCCCGUGCAUCCCAGACGAGCCUGCCCCACCCCAUUGUAAAUGGAGAAUGGGACCUCCAAACCAGGCACCAGCUCCCACAGAAGACACUCGUACUGUCCAGCCAGUGGGAAGGUUUGUUGGUGUGGCAAAAAAUGCCGGAUGAUGUCCUGGCCACCCAUGCCAAGGAUGCUGUGGGAUGUCCAACAUUGUGCUGGAGGAACUGUCCCUCAGGGAUGAGGUUUAUUUGGGCUUUUCUCCCAAGACACAUGAAGAUGCUAAGGGCCAGAACAUCUCCGGAUCUAUCCCUCCUUGUCCCAAACACCUUUUCCCCCAGCAACUUUCUGUGUCUUUGAUAACAACAACUAUGGUUGUGGCUGUGAACAUUGAAAAAAAACCCAAGACCUUGGUUCAAAUUGUUGUUCCUUCCUUAGGGCUGAUGUUUCCCUCAUUUUAAAAUAAGUCAAUACACACAUUUAUUUAAAAAGAAAAAAGACUCAACAAAAUGUUACUUAAAAAAUAAAUUUUAAAAAGAUAUUUACCCUUUUUUUUUUUUUUAAAUUAGGCUUGGAAGCCUGACUCUCCACUUUGCAGAGGUAUUACCCCUUUAUUUUUAAAGGACAUUUUAAUUUUUGAAAGAAAAUUUAUCUUUCUAAAGGUGGUUUCAUUUUUCACGUGUAAAAUACUUUGUCUGAUGCAGUUAACAAAGCCAUCCACAACCCUAUUUUUAAUGGAAUUUAUAUUUUUUUAAGCACAUUUAGAUUUUUUUAAAGGCUGUGGUCAGCUCCCCAGCACAGGGAAUCCACUCACAUUGUACAUAAAAAAUUGAGAAAUAUAUAGAAAAAGAUAGUCUGAACCUUGCUGUUGCUUCUCCUUGGAUUCUCUGGUGUGUAAUAAAGCAUGAUCACUAAUUGAAA